Messenger RNA from Alternaria rosae, 1800 nucleotides. RefSeq names its product class II aldolase and Adducin N-terminal domain-containing protein. NCBI's taxonomy places the organism in Eukaryota, Fungi, Ascomycota, Dothideomycetes, Pleosporales, Pleosporaceae. Gene Ontology annotation, biological process: pentose catabolic process. Gene Ontology annotation, cellular component: cytosol. The coding region runs from base 325 to 1431 and encodes 368 amino acids. The transcript has a single exon. Gene Ontology annotation, molecular function: aldehyde-lyase activity. The record is from RefSeq and is a predicted model, not a curated record.
UGCGUGCCCAAUCGCCCGGCUGCAUCCCCGCAACACCUCCGCGACCCAUCUAGCAGCAUGUCACGAUGCACCGGCGUUAUCGCGAACGAUAGACGCAAAGCGUCACUCGCCUUUUGCAUCGUCUCACAUCGCACCCAGGCGACACCAUCAAGUUCGCGACGCAAGCGAAGAGUUAGAGAGAGUGCUAGUGGCUUCAAGGCAUCCGCGGUUUCAAAGGCUACUAUUUCCAUCAACACGUUGAAACAUCGCUCGCGAGACCCAUAAGACGGGGCAAUCGGCCUCUAGAACCAUCGCAAUGCACUCCCUCAAGUGCUAAACACACAAAUGGUACUCUGCAACUAUUGCGCCGCUGAAAAGAUCCAAAGGGAAGCCGCCGAAGCGUCGCAUCCACGCGCUUUAGCAUCGCAUCCAGUCCCUUCACCACAACCCGAAGAAUACCUCCGACCUUCAAAACAACGAGAACUAUCCAUCAUCGAAGAAGCGCGCACCGAAUCGCUAAAAGCCGAGUCCCUCAACGCCGAGUCACUCAAGACAGGCCCGCCCACGCCAACCCAGCCACAGCCCAAAGAGCGCAAGUCGCGAGCACCAAAGAUGUCCAUCCCACCCCAGCUCCAGCAGCAACUGCGCCUGCUCAUUCGCGCAAACCACAUCCUGCACCACCACGGCCUCGUUGACGCAUUUGGCCACAUAUCCGUGCGCCACCCGCUCAACAAGGAGCAAUACAUCAUCGCGGGCUACGACCCCGGUGCCCCAGCACUCGUCAAGAACAUGAGCGACUUCAUUUCGUACUGGGUCAAGGACUCCACGUCCGUCGAUGCCGACGCGCCACAAGGCUACAGCGAACGCUACAUCCAUGGGGAGAUAUUGCGGAAGUUUCCCAAGGUGAAUUGCGUGGUGCACUCGCAUUCCGAGGACGUCAUUCCCUUCACUGUAGGACACGGUGCGCAAGAGCCGCAUCCUGUACGACCGGUCUUUCACAUGGCUGGGUUCAUGGGCCCGGGUGGCGCAUCGGUGUUCACAAUGGACAGUCUAUAUGGGACGGCACGAGCACCCUCGGAACACGAUCUGCUCAUCAAGAACGCGACGCUCGGUGCGGCGCUGGCGGCGCGGUUCUCAUCAGAGAACCCUGUGGUACUGCAGCACAAGCACGGGUUUACGACGUUUGGUGCUAGCAUCGAGGAGGCGGUGUACCGGUCGAUAUAUACGCAGAAGAACUGCAUACUGCUGCAGCGGGCGAUUGCUAUUGCGGGGGGUGAUGCGGAGGCGGUGUCGUAUCUGAGUGCGCAGGAGAUCAAGGAUUGUGCGGUUAUGAAUAGGAAGACAUUGGAUAAGUCGUUUAGGCUGUGGCUGAGGGAAGUCCAGGUCAAUCCGCUGUAUGAGAAUGAGGAGGGUGAGCCGGAGAAGGGUAAGGUUGCGGGGAUGAAGAUGUGAGAUAUGGUUGGCUGCGCCCCAGCUGCGAGGAACGCCAUGCUCGUAGACCUUACUGUGGAAAUUUGAUGACCUGGGAAUCUACAUUGCUCUCAAAUAUGUCGAUCUUCCUGUUCAACGCUAUUGUAGGCUGUAGACCCUAGAUGAUUUCAAACUCCUGAACUUGGACCUUGAAAGCUCCAUAAGCGAGAGGUAACAAAGUUGCGAUGCCUACGCGUCUGAACUCACUUCCCCCGACCUGCUGGAGGGUAAGAGCACAGUACACGAUCGUGAAGUCCUGCUGUACCUGGUAAAUUACGUCUCCCUAGCAAGCGUCAGUAUAAGCGGGUGGUGAUGAUCACAUGGUCAACUCUUACAAUAACAACCUUUUCC